Gongylonema pulchrum is the source of this 375-nucleotide messenger RNA. The record is from the annotation of a GenBank genome assembly. Lineage: Eukaryota; Metazoa; Nematoda; Chromadorea; Rhabditida; Gongylonematidae.
AUGGCUGAACGUGAUCGACAUCAGUAUGAUUCGGAACAUCCGGGCGCAUCCUAUGAGGAUAUGAAGAUGGAUAUCAUUGACGAUGAUGUACCACCGCCACAUUUCAUGGACAUUCCACAUCGCCCACAUCAUCACCAUGAUGGCAUGUUAGGGGGUGGCCUGAACGGCGGGGGCAUGAUGGAUGAGGAGAUGCGUCGAUUCCCGCCGCAUCGCGAGCGUGAGCCACAUCACUAUGAGAAUGGCAUGGGCGAGCCCCACAUUGGUGGUGGUGGUGGCCGCGAUGCGGAUGACUAUGGUGGUGGUGGUGGUGUUGGCAUCGGCGGGCAUGGCGAAGGUCAGAAACAUCAGGGAGACGAUUUUGGUUAUUUUUUCUAA